Molecule: messenger RNA, 7158 nt
Organism: Lytechinus variegatus (green sea urchin)
Lineage: Eukaryota; Metazoa; Echinodermata; Echinoidea; Temnopleuroida; Toxopneustidae
Exons: 37
Coding region: 303-6023 (1906 amino acids)
Biological process (GO): protein dephosphorylation
Molecular function (GO): protein binding; protein tyrosine phosphatase activity
Source: RefSeq, a predicted model, not a curated record
UGCGUAAUAUUAAAGUUUCUCUUUGUAUUCAACUCGCAGGAAAAGGAAGUAGAUAGCAUGAAAUCUCGAACGAGGAAAAGCGAUGUAUAUCACUUCUUCCCCGUUUAGAAGUAAUCUCUACUUUCCCAUUUCGGUCGCCAUAUAACGAGAGUGGUGUUUGGUGUUACGCACAGUCAUGAUGUUCUUUUUUAGUUUGUCUGUAUAACUGCUGCACUGUUGAUUAUUCAUUCCUGUUGUUUUUUUUGUUCGAAACUUCUGAUAUGUAUACAAAGUAAAGUGUGCCGAAGAAAAUCGAGUUGAAGAUGAAUGAUUUCUUCACAGAAACCCAAACUACAUUGUUUUUCUUGCUGCUUCUGAUGUGUGUCUUUCAAGUUUAUAGUCAAAAGUGCCCUGAUUCUUUCUUCGAGUUCGGAGAUGCAAAAUACUGUUACCGUGAUGGAGGAGUAUCCUUUGACAGCGCACGGGUCUACUGCAAAGAAAUCGGUGGAGAUUUAACAAUUAUUACAUCUCAAGAACAAAAUGAAUUUCUCGCAGAAAAUUUGGUAUCGGCACCUCCAAGCUCCGACGAAAGAUAUCGUUACUGGAUCGGCCUGAAUAGAAAUGACAAUGGCAAUCUGCGGUACAUCAAUGGAGACGCUCCAAGCUAUACAAACUGGGUAUCACCGGUGGCAGAAAACGAUUGUGCUUAUAUGAUAGGAUCUCAGCUCGACAUACAUGGACAAUGGGACAGAAAUCCAUGUUCAAACUUUCGCCGAAGUAUUUGUCAAAUAUUUAAAGCUUUACCCUUGAACAGCUGGGUACCAAUAGGAAGCACUCUUUACCACGUGACAGAAGACUGGACCUCUCGAUCUUAUAAUGGCGCCAAAGAAUACUGUUUGAACCUUGGAGGGAGUCUCGCUCAACCACGAUCUCAACGAGCCAACGAUUUAUUACAAGCUGUUAGUGGAACUUCCGGAGUUUGGAUUGGAUUAAAUGAUAUCAAUGAAGAAGGAACAUACCAAUGGGAGGAUGGUACACUGCUAGGAGAAAGUUCAUCUUGGUGGGAAGAUGACGAGCCUACAGCAAAUUCUGGUUUGGAUUGUGUUCAAUUGUCUGCGAAUGGAUGGAGAGUACAAACGUGUUAUGCUCACCUCAGAUUUGCUUGUCAAUUAAAUCAAGGUACUAUCAGUAUUAUCAUCACGAUAAUUUCAUAUAUUUUUUUUCAUCAUGUCAUCUUAUUGAUGUUUUCGAUCGCCCCCUCUACACUCGGUAAUUGGAUCCCAUUUGGUAAGAACGAGUACUUCAGGUUGCCAUCUUGGCUGACUCUCCCCUUCCUCGAUGCAAGGGAUUAUUGUCAAACUCUGGGCGGAGAUAUCACACAGCCGAAGGACGAUAAGUCUCACGAUUUCCUUCAAGAAACGGUCGAUACAGCGUUUUGGAUAGGAUUAUCUGACACGGAGGAAGAAGGAACAUAUGUAUGGAUAGAUGGGACUAUACAAGGAAACAGCUUCCCUCCAUUUGCACAGGGAUCUACACCUCAACCCAGUGAAAACAAUGACUGCGUUUUCAUCCGUAGAGCCGGGACCUGGGGCGUCAGGGAGUGCACCGCAGCAACACGAUUAGUCUGCGAAAAGUCGCGAGCUCCGGAGCCGAUUCUACCCAUCCGUCUAACCGCUGCAACACAAACGCCAUUCGGUUCCGACUCCGGAGCUCCGAGGUACCUGUGUCUCUUGAGCUCUCCUGAUGAUGAUCCUACCAUCGCUGUCACCACACAGAGACUUGUAAAGCUCAGCCAGUCAUCUGCUGAUGAUGACCUGACCGUACCUGGGGUAAAUGAGGCUACGAACCCGGAUUCCUUACCCGUAGUAAUUGAUCAGAACUUACCCUCAGAUGCUAAUGGGGUGGGUGUGUUCGAAUGCAAGGCCUUGUCAUCCGCCGGAUCAACCACCUCGGUAUCAACAAUCAUUUUACUACAUUCAAGACAGUAUCAACCGGCUGAUGGUCGAUUCACGAAGUCAGUCUACCCUGGGGGUAACAUAUCACUGAGUGUUAGUAAACUAGACAUGGACAUGGAUCUCUCGAAGGUGACAUGGCGGAGAUUCUCAAACCUCAAUUCAUUGGACUCAACGCUGGACCAGAGCAUGGGACAGCUUCACCAUGACGUCACAAUGGCAGAGAGUCAAGACGCUGAUGUCUACGGGACUUACACAGAUGGAGAGAUCAUUAACCAUGAACAAAGUUUCAUUAGAUUGAUCGUGAUUGGUUGCCCAGAAGGACGUUGGGAUCCUAGUUGCCUAGGUGUUUGUGAUAAUUGUUACAAUGGAGGGAUCUGCCAUCAGCAAUCAGGGACCUGUGUCUGUCCGCCGGGGUUCUCUGGAAAGAAUUGCUUGACAGCCUGUGGUGAGCAUCGAUACGGCUGGGAAUGUGAGUUUGAAUGUGGUGUAGGACAGCCUUUGGACCAGUGUGCCGGAAGUCAGAUCUGUCUCCCUGACCCUUAUGGAUGCAACUGUUUGGCUGGUUAUACAGGAAUCUACUGCAAUGAAACUUGUCCGGAAGGAAAGUUUGGUGUUGACUGUCUUCUAGAUUGCCAUUGCUCACAGGAAUCAUCGUGUAACCCUUACAAUGGAAGCUGCUCAGCAGGAUGCAAGGAUGGUUGGUCUGGACCGUCUUGUCAAGUACCUUAUACAUGUAGUAAUGGCUACUAUGGAGACGACUGCACGGAGAAAUGCAACUGCCGUGACGGACGCCCAUGUAAUAAGGUUACAGGAUCUUGUCUAGAAUCAGAGGGCGGGUGUGCUGUAGGGUAUAUCCCAGAUCCUGAAGGACCCUAUGAUAACUGCAGAUUAUAUUCUGGAUGCUAUGAUUCUUGUUCGAGUACUUGCCAUUGUUUUGAUGGAUCAACUGAUUGUAACAGUGUGACCGGAUCUUGUUUCUCAGAGACCUGUUCUCCGAGAUGGUCUGGAGAUAAAUGCCAAACAGAUCGGUUCAGCAUUCAAACCGAGAAGACCAACCCUGGCCUAGCCCUAGUCCACUGCAUGUUCUCUUCCAUCGGCCAAUUGUCAUCAGAGAGUAUCAACAUAGCUCGAAACGAUACCUUCGUCAGUCAAGCAUCAAUAAUCCAAUCCAACUAUUCAACCGAGGACAAUGUUUCAAGAGGGUCCUUCUAUGUAGAAUCUGUUGGUCCAGAUGACAUCCUUUAUUGUACGGUCGGGUUGAUAAAUGGCACUCAACGGCCAACGAGCUAUGCCCGGAUACCUAAGAGAGAAUAUUAUGUACUUCCAGAACUCGCAACACAACCUUCUGUCUCCUCAAUUGGACUUGAUCAGGUGAUGGUCACGUGGCGUCCGUGGAGUCCUGAAAAAGACUUGGGCGAUGGGCCAAUCAUUGGUUAUUACAUCUACGUCAGAUCAUCGGAUGAUGACGUCACAAAAGAAUGGAUACCAUCUCCGUUACCUGACCAGCAAAGGACUGGGAACUCUACAUCAUCAACUGGAAUGCUACAGAAUGAAACUUUACAUCGCAAUAUUACCGAUUUACAUCCAGAUACCGCGUAUUCGUUAUCAUUGAGUGUUGUCAGAGAGGGUUUGAAUGGGGAAGGAACCGAAGGAGAUAAAAUUGAAUUCGUGACUCUUCCAAUCCCUACAACUGUACCUCCUACCACUAUACCACCUACCACGCCUACCAUAGAACCGGGUAGUAUGAGCCGACAAAGUAAUGUUGCGUCGAUUGCUGCUGGUUGUUCCGCUGGAGUCAUAUUGGUUAUUUUGAUCGUGAUUGUCAUUAUACUCUUCGUAAGAUAUCGGAAUAGUAACCUAUAUAGAUUUCAGUUUUCACAUAGAUUGACAUUUGAUCUCAUUUUAUUGUAUUGUAGGAAAACGAAGACAGGAAGAAGAAAUUCAGAGUCACUGCAUUAUGUGAAUACACCCAAGACUUAUUAUGAAGAAGAUGGGAGCGGGAUGGAUGAUCUGGAUGGCAAUGGAAAAGACAUUCUUCCUUAUGUAACCAUGGAGGAACUAAGUUCUACAGACAACACUCUGCAACAGACAGUUAACCCACCAGGCCCCAACCCACCAAACCGGGCAAGGACGUCACCAGAAAAGAAACCGGUAGCAUCGGUUGAACCGAUAGCCCAAAAAGACCGGAUACCCGUGGAUGAGUUCCCGGCUUUUGUCCAGAAGAAUCGGCAUACCGAUUUCUUUAAAGAGGAGUUUAGUUCUUUGCCCAGUGGUAUUCAAUAUCGGCAGACAGUAGCAGAGCGUCCGAUCAAUGCUCAAAAGAAUAGAUACAAGAACAUUCUACCAUAUGAUGCCCAUAGAGUUGUUUUAGAACAUAUAGACGAUGAGCUCGAAACGGAUUACUAUAAUGCCUCCUAUAUUUCUAAUUUCAAUGGUGAUCGAGCUUACAUUGCAGCACAAGGGCCUAAUACGGCAUCUCAAACAGAUUUCUGGAGAAUGGUCUGGCAGGAAAAGGUGAAAACCAUUGCCAUGGUAACUAAUCUAAAAGAAGGAAAUAAGAGAAAAUGUCAGAAGUACUGGCCCAAUGAUAUCAACAAUAUGAUGGAGUUUGGACCGUAUCAGGUUGUCCUUAAAUCAUUAGUAGACGGCGCCGCCUGGGUUGUACGGCAUCUAAUAGUACGGAAGGAUGCUGAGUAUCAUAAUGUCUGCCAGUAUCAUUAUACUGAAUGGCCUGACAAAGGUGUACCCAAACACACGUCAUCGCUUCUUAUGUUUCUGAGAGAGGUCCAAGCGCACCAUGGCCAAAAUAAAACUCCAUUACUUAUUCAUUGCAGUGCUGGAGUUGGUCGAACAGGUGUGAUGAUAGGCAUCGAUGGUAUAGUAGGUGAAGCCAAGGCUACUGGCUUUGUCGAUGUCUUUAGCUUCGUAUCUAACAUGAGACAGAACAGACCACAAAUGGUACAAACGGCGGAGCAAUACGAGUUUCUUUACCACGCUGUUCUUGAGGAUCUCCUGUUUGAGAACACAUCAAUUCCAUUCGAGAACCUCCCAUCAUACCUCAAAGGGUUAAAGGAACUGCUUCCGGGAAGAAAACAAACCGGUCUUUCAAAACAAUUUAAGAAUCUACAAAUGGUGAGUCCAGAUCCCCCUGAAGCCACGAAUCGUACAGCUCUUCUCGCAGAAAACCAAUCAAAGAAUAGAUAUGGACACGUCUUACCAUUACAGCGAAAUAGAGUGAUACUCAAAUCUCGGGACUCUGAGGAAGACUACAUCAAUGCAAGUUUUGUCAAGGGUUCGUACUUCAGUUUCAUCACGACUGCGAUGCCGAUGACGAACACGGUAUGUGAUUUCUGGGCCAUGAUCUAUGAUUACCAACCAUCACAUAUCAUCAUGCUCAAUGAUGUACACGAAGAUAAGACGUGUGAGCAGUACUGGUCAGAAGAGGGCGCUAUAACUCAAGGAUGUUUUACCAUCACAGUGACGUCAUCAAAGAGAGACAACAACGUCAUCAGGAGAAAACUUCGAGUUCAGCAUUCAAAAUCAUUGGUAUAUCAUGACGUUGAUCAAUACCAGUUGCUAAGAUGGUGCCAGGAUGGACAUUAUUCAUCACUUCUUGCGAUCAUAGAUCAGGUCCAGGAGUCGUCAGAAACAGAGCAAUCCAUCCUAGUCCAUUGCUUGAGUGGUGUUGGACGAACAGGUGCAUUUUGUAGUGUAAUGGAAUGCAUUGCUCAGAUUGCUGAGACGGGUAACGUCGAUGUCUUUCAAACAAUCAAGAAGCUACGAGUUGAACGAACGCACUUUGUUCAAACAGAGUCGGACUAUGAGGACACAUAUAUGAUUCUACAAGAUUUCCUGUGCAAGGCUAACACUGAGUUAACACCGUCCGAUAACAGUGACAUGGAACCUACGUACGCUAACAGGGAGAGUGUAUACGCUAACACCGAACCUCAAUACGACAACACCGAAUACGAGCCUAUAAACUAUACAGACAGUGCGAAUGGAGUCCAUGCCGAAAAUAGAACUCUGUUACGGGGACAAACAAAUGCAGCAGUGUAUGAAAACGUGUCAUUUGAUCUUCAUGAAGAAUAGAUACUUAUUGUCAUUCUCAUCCUAAGAUUACUCGUCUUUCCUUGUCAGUACUGUACGGGACUAUACCUACAAAAUUUUUCUAUUUAUUCAAAACAACAUUUUCCUGGGGUCGACUUGACUUAGAACAAUACUGUCAUUGCCUGGUAGUUUGUAUUAUCUCCUAUGCAAGUAACCAGGGAUGGCAUCUCAAUCAAAUUACUUUGUAUCUCAUGAAAAAGGCGCUCUAGAAAUAUAAACUAUAAUUAUUAUCAAUGAAGUGAAAUGGAUAGGAGAGAAUGGAACGUCAUAGUAUGCAGAUGAUGAUGAUGUUAAGUGAAAGAAUAAAAUGAUAUGAACAAUUAAAAUUAUGAGUUUUUAAUUGUGUCAAAUAAACAGAUGUAUAAUGACAAUAUAUUUGAUAUUACAUUUCCUUGUAAGUUUCCUAAAGUGUUUUCCAUUUACUUAUACUAUUGGUUUCGCACAUUACUUAUUUUUCUACAAAUUUGUAUAUGAUUAUGUAAGAAAUUUAUAUGUUUUUAAUUGCAGGUAUAUUAUUGUUAUUAUUUUGAUUCCUCAUGAAAAUUAGAUAUUCUUUAUUCUUUAUGUGGUGCAUAUAUAUUUUUAAUUAUUGCAUAAUCAAACUAUUUGAUAUACACAACUCAUUCCAAUUCGUUAUCUGAAGCUGAUGACGAAAUUUGUAGAAUUUGAAAAGUUUGUAAUGCAGUCGUAAAAAUUGUCUUUAACAGUCAUCUCUGUAUUUGAGUUAAGGAUCAAGUUAAGAAAUAUUAUAUGUACAUCCUCAUGUUUAGAGCUUAUGUAUUCAUGGUUUAGUUUUUGUACAUUUGGCAUGUUCUGAUAAAACUUGCCCGUGUGUGGACAAUGCCAAGACAAUCACAUUUUUUCUUUUAGCGUAAGAUGACAAGAGGGACAUAACACAAGCUUACCGGGUUUAGAUUUUUUGUAUGAACCACUGAAAGAUUGAGAUAUAAGCUAAAUCUUGUGUGGAAGUUACUUCUAAUUCCUAGCCAUUUCAGUAUUUUACAGUCUUUGGUGCAUUCGCUGCAAGCUGUGCUUUCAGAGUUGUCACUUUCAGUAUUGAAACCAAUAUGAAUGACAUGAUUUUAACAAUGAUUUGGAAAUAAAUCUUGAAUUGAAC